This is a messenger RNA of Eriocheir sinensis (Chinese mitten crab), 2490 nucleotides long. It is a transcript of the gene GlnRS, whose product is annotated as probable glutamine--tRNA ligase. The record is from RefSeq and is a predicted model, not a curated record. The transcript is spliced from 13 exons. Lineage: Eukaryota; Metazoa; Arthropoda; Malacostraca; Decapoda; Varunidae. Gene Ontology annotation, biological process: glutaminyl-tRNA aminoacylation; translation. Bases 110 to 2416 code for a protein of 768 amino acids. Gene Ontology annotation, molecular function: glutamine-tRNA ligase activity; ATP binding. Gene Ontology annotation, cellular component: aminoacyl-tRNA synthetase multienzyme complex; cytosol; cytoplasm.
GUCAAAAGAGGAAGAAGAUUAGAAGAGGGUGUCAGUGUUGCCAUUCAAGCUAAGGAAGACACGUGCAGGUGCCGCCCCCCUUGACCCGGCCUGCACGCCCCGACCUGCCAUGGAGCUGCCCGAGAAGCUGAGCCUGCUGGGCCUGUCCGAGCAGAAGGUGAAGGAGACGCUGAAGAACGAGCCUCUCACCGCCGUGCUGGCCAAGAUAGCAGACCAGGCUGGACUGAGUGGGCCUGUAAACAAGAAUGCGGGUAACCUGCUCUACCACCUGGCCACCAAGCUACCUCGCCAGUUCCACUCACACCUCCCCCUCCUUGUGGAGUAUGUGGCCAGUGGGCGGAUAGACCAGGAGGCAAAGCUUACGGCUGCCAUCAAGUUUGUCCAGGAUAACAGCACAGGUAAUAUCAACCGAGCGGAGUUUGAGAAGCAGUGUGGCGUGGGUGUGGUGGUGACCCAGGACGAGGUGGAGGCAGCGGUGGCACAGGUGAUGAAGAAACACAAAGAUGCCAUUAUCAAGCAGAGGUAUCAAUACAACACAGGGCCACUCAUGGGGCAGGUGAGGGCAAGUUUACCUUGGGCAGAGAGUCGCAAAGUGAAGGAAGAAAUUGACCUUCAGAUACUGACAUUGUUAGGGCCCAAAAGGGAGGAGGACUUCGUCAAGCCGCCCAAGACCAAAGGAGAGAAGAAGGAAAAAAAACCCGCUACCUCCCCAUCCAAAGCUCCAGCAGAACAGACAGAGAAACAGCCGCUCACAAUGGCAGAGUUCCUUAAGACGGUAAACUUCCAUGCCCCGGGAGACAACCACAAGACAGAUGGUUACGUCAUCACAGACAAAACACAAACUCUCCUCAAGGAACACCUCAAGAUUACUGGAGGACAGGUUAGAACACGGUUUCCACCCGAACCCAAUGGCAUUUUACACAUUGGUCAUGCAAAGGCCAUCAACAUCAACUUUGGGUAUGCUGCAGCUAACAAUGGAGUGUGCUUCCUGCGCUAUGAUGACACCAACCCAGAGAAGGAGGAGGAGAAGUUCUUUGUGGGAAUCAAAGACAUGGUGGAGUGGCUCGGUUACAAGCCAUACAAGACCACCCACUCGUCAGACUACUUCCAGCAGCUGUAUGAGUGGGCGGUGCUGCUGAUCAAGAAGGGCCUGGCCUACGUGUGUCACCAGCGCCCCGAGGAGCUGCGUGGCCACGACCCUCCACUCUCACCCUGGAGGGACAGACCCGUCCACGAGUCCUUGCAGCUGUUUGAGGACAUGAAAAAUGGAAAGUUUGAUGAGGGUGAAGCAACCCUUCGACUUAAGAUCACGCUGGAGGAAGGCAAAGUGGACCCGGUGGCGUAUCGCAUCAAGUUCAUCGCCCAUCACUGCACAGGCAACCAGUGGUGCAUCUACCCCACCUACGACUACACACACUGCCUCUGUGACUCCCUGGAGCACAUCACACACUCACUCUGCACCAAGGAGUUCCAGGCAAGACGGUCUUCCUACUACUGGCUGUGCAAUGCAGUAGAAACUUACUGCCCCGUGCAAUGGGAAUACGGCAGGCUCAACAUGAACUACACGGUGGUCUCCAAGCGCAAAAUUGGCAAGCUCAUCACUGAGGGCCAUGUCAGAGACUGGGAUGAUCCUCGGCUUUUCACCUUGUCGGCCCUGAGGCGGCGUGGCUUCCCCCCUGAGGCUAUCAACAACUUCUGUGCCACGCUAGGCCUCACCGGAGCUCAGAUCAGUAUCCAUCCUGAUGCCCUCGAGGCUUGUGUUCGUGAUGUCCUUAACACCACCGCCCCAAGGGCCAUGGCUGUGUUGGAACCUCUGAGGAUAGUCAUCACCAACUACCCCAGUGACAAGCCCACCCCGGUGACAGUCCCCAACCUCCCUGGCAACGAGGCAAUGGGCACCCAUACCGUCCCCUUUAACAAGGAAAUUUGGAUUGAACGCUCAGACUUCAGAGAGAAAGAAGAGAAGGGUUACAGGAGACUCAUGCCGCAGCAGAGUGUGGGGCUGAGGCACUGUGGCCAGGUGAUCAGUGUGGCAGAGGUAGUGAGGACCAGCUCAGGAGAGGUGGACUACCUCAAAGUCACCUGUGAGCCUGUGUCUGAGGCCAACAAGCCCAAGGCAUUCAUCCACUGGGUAGCUCAGCCUCUCAAGUGUGAAGUGCGCAUCUACGAGAGACUGUUCCAGCAUGAGUGUCCUGAGGACCCAUCAGUGGUUCCUGGCGGUUUCGUCUCGGACAUCAAUCCCAACUCCAUGACAGUGCUGCAGAGUCUUGUCGACACCUCUGUCAAGGGUGCCAAGCCUUUUGACAAGUUCCAGUUCGAGAGAACAGGGUUCUUCUCAGUUGAUCCAGACUCAGCUCUGGACUGUCUUGUGUUUAACCGCACCGUUGGACUUAAGGAGGACAAAGGAAAGAUUUAAAACUUAACAUCCUAGGCUGUGUUCAUUAAUAGUUUUGGUACAGAUUACAAUCUUGAAUAAAUCCUGAUUGUAAA